AACGGUCACCUGGAGCUGUGAUUGGCUCAGACCGUUCAUCCGGGUACUGCGCUAGAACGAGCCCAUUAGCUAAAGGUACCAAUAUGGCGGAGGCUUCCUUUGGGAGUUCAAGUCCAGUUGGCUCUUUAUCAUCAGAGGACCAUGACUUUGACCCAACUGCAGAAAUGUUAGUUCAUGAGUAUGAUGAUGAGAGGACCCUAGAGGAGGAGGAGUCUCUGGAAGGUGGGAGGAAUUUCAGCUCUGAACUUGCAGAUCUCGAAAAGGAAGGAAACAUGCCUUUGGAGGAACUUUUGGCUAUUUAUCGCUACGAGGCCUCAGCAGGCUCCAGUAUAGACAGUUCCUCAGGAGACCUCACUGAUGAGCUGCCUGACAUGACUUUGGACAAGGAAGAAAUUGCUAAAGACCUAUUGUCUGGUGAUUACGAGGAGGAGACGCAGUCCUCUGCUGAUGAUCUGACCCCCUCUGUUACCUCACAUGAGGCCACUGAUUUCUUCCCAAGAACACUAAGAUCCAAUGCUAUUUCCGAUGGAGAUAAAGAAUCAGAAUGUGAAGAGGAUGGCUCAAGUCCAGAUGACUCCAGAAAAGAAAUCAUGGUGGGCACAGAGUACCAAGCAGAUGUUCCAUCUUGCCUUUGUCACUACAAAGAAGGAGAGAAAGUGUAUGAAGACGAAGAUGAGCUACUAUGGAGCCCAGGUGUUUUGUCAGAAAACAAAGUGAGGACUUUCCUGUCUGAUGUAUUGUUGCGGACAACGUUUGAAAAGGGAGGAUAUGAUAAAUUAGGGAUGCAUGUUCGAGACAACGAGCAGGCUUUGCAUGAGCUUUUCAAAUGCAACUACAACACCCGUGAAGCACUAGAGAGAUACUGCAGCCAAGUAAAGUCCUCAAAAGGAAAAUUACCUCCAUGGUCAGAAGAGGAGUGCAAGAACUUUGAGCAUGCUCUGCAGAUGUAUGACAAGAAUUUUCACCUCAUUCAGAAACACAAAGUAACGUCACGAACGGUAGCAGAAUGUGUGGCGUUUUAUUACAUGUGGAAGAAGUCGGAGCGCUUUGACUAUUUUGUUCAGCAGAAUCGGUUUGGGAAGAAAAAGUAUAGCAGCUAUCCUGGUGUAACUGACCUGAUGGACAGGCUGGUGGAUGAAGCAGAGGGGCUAGCAGUGGACAGCUCCUCCUCCGUUUGUUCAGGAGCAGGUGGAGGAGGAAGGAUGGAGAGCACAGAACAGCAGCUUAGCCUCCUCAACUCCAUCACUGCCAGCGACCUCACAGCUUUGAGCAACACUGUAGCCACAGUAUGCACCCCCGCUGAGGUCAGUUGCCUGGACUCCUACAGCUUCCCUCCACUGGACAGUCUCCACCGUGGAUCCCUGAACCACGACGAAUCGCUCGGCUUCCCCUCAAACGGUGCCGACCCCGAUUGCCUCAACAUGCUGGACGCCGGCUUCUACCACUCAGACCUCGGUCAGCUUGGAGGAGUGUGUGUCAGUAAGGACUGCGAGCGACCUUCCAAGAGACUCAAGAUGGCUCUGCCCGACUCCUUUAUCAGUGACGUGUCCGUGGGUAACCUUGGUGUGGACUUUGAAGCACGACGGACAACGACGCAUCACCACCGAAUUACCGGCGCCAAAAUGGCCGUGUCUGUCACAGACUUUGGGAGCCUAGCAGGCAGUGGCGAGCCCAACGGCUUUCUGGGAGCACACGCACGGCACCACACACAGCACACUGCAGCACUUCAGUCCGAGUGAUCUUCCUUACUCGCCCUCGUUCUUCCCUUUUGAAGCCCUUUUUCCUGCUUGUACAUAAGACUGACCUCACUGGAAAAUCUUAUUUGUUUAAAUUCUAUUAUAUAUAUAUAUAAAUAUAUAUAUACAUAUCUAUAUAUAUGUAUAUAAAUCUACUUUUUGUUUCCAUUUUUUGUGUAAUAUGACAUCAGUGAUGUCUAUCAUAUAGAACUAAAAUCUUGAUUUCUCUCAAGAGUUUUUAUAGCCAUUUAUUUUUCGUUUGAGUUGUUGAUAUGUGUAACGUCCAUGUACAGUGGGGCCCAGAAGCUGCAGAAUCUUCUUCCCUCACACUUGCAUACAGCAUCCUCUGAGCUACAGUCCAUUAUCCUGCCAUUUGUUUCAGCUGCCAAACUGGUUUAGUUUUCUGCCUUUAGUGUUAGCAUUUAGCUGCUGCUUUUUUGUUGUUUUGAAGUGGUACUUCUAUUUAUUAUUUCCCUUUUUUUUUUAUGGUGUUGGGUUUACAGGUACUUUUAUAGUAACCAGAUUAGUGCAGAGGUUUUUUUUAUUUUCAUCCCUGAAACACUUGUGUACAUGUAUGAGCACUAGCACAGAGAUUAGCCUGUAGUCUGGUAAGCGUCUGCUUGCUUUUGUUGCAUAGGCCUUCUUAUUAGUUUCUCUUUUUUUUUUUUUCUUCCUAUUUGAGUGCUUGUCCAAAUUAUCAGUUUGUUUGCAAUCUUACUUCACUUAAAAUUGGCCCAAAAACUGGAACAUGUCUAUAUUUGCGGAGGUUAAUUCUUUGUCAAAUUCCACACAUAAUUGUUUCACUGUUCUAGUUCAAAACAGCUGUUGAAAUACACAUUUAGAACUCUUUCCAGGAUAUUGGCAAACUGUAAGAGCAAUUUAGCAAUGCAAAGGUUUUGGUUGGGUUAAUAGCCAUCUAUACACUUGCACAGUGAAAUUUGUAUUUAUUGAAUAAUCUUCUACCUUAAUGAGAUUUUCAUUUAUUCUUUUUGAGUUUGUGCUUGCGGUCAUGCUGCUCUUAGGCGGGUUUUGCUGUAUAUGUCCUAGCUGUUGUAAAAAUGGUAGAAUAUGUCCUUAAAUCAAGUAGCGCCAUUACCCGGCUUCUAGUAAGCUUUUGUACUCUCAGUAUUAUGUUUAUUUAAAGCCUCUCUGAUUUUUGUAUUGAACCUCUGCCUAGCCUGUACUGACUAGAGAUGCCUUUUGAAAUCUGGUCGGCAAUUUCUCGGAGCCUGGUAGCAGAAAAGGAUGUUUUGGCUUGACUGAAGUCCAUCAUUGUGAAAUGUAAACUGUUAGCGAGUCAGCGUCGGUUAAUUGGAUGCAGUAGUAGUGUUUACUUAAUUUAUCUAUGCAUUGUGCUAUGAAUAUUUAGUUUGUUUCAGGGGGACAUUUUUUUUCUUAAAUCAUGUCCAUAGAUUUAGUAUUUCACCAUAAUGUGUGUACAGAUAGACUUUAUGCCUGAUAACCACCAUUAAGUUUAAGUAAUUCAGUUCCCAAACCCAGCAUCAGAGAGGACAUUCACAUCUACAUUUCAUGUAAAUAUUUAGCAAAUAGCCUUUAAAAGUCUAUUACUGACCUCUUACACUUGUGAAUCUGUAUUGAUACAAAGGUUUUAAUUUGAAUCCUUGUCAGAAAGGCAAUAAUAUGUAGAUAUGUACAGACAUUUGGGGUUUUGCAUUUUACUGUUUUGACUUGGUGUUUAAACUUAAUUUUUCUCUUUGGAAAGUCAUGCUACCCAAACACCAGGACCCAGCUGAAACCACGCAUGCCAGCUGUGGCCAUCUCUAAAGUGUACCACUGAAAACGGCUUUACCUGAAGACGUAUUGAUAUUCCUCAAUGUUGCAGCCUUUGCAUUUGAGAGAUUCAGCUAUGUGUAAAUGACACUCAUCUUUCUUUCCUCGGGAAAAAAAAAUCUUUUUACAUGUCUAUAUUUGUCUCUAUGGUAAAGGGAUGGCUGCUGCUCUAAUUGGAGAGCUAGUUUCUCUUUCAAAGCAAUGUGCAUAAUGCAGUAGGUCCUCUGAGCUCUUCUAGCUUUAGCAGUGCAGUGAUAUUUAUUUCACCUGUGGUUUGUACAAAGACUAAAAACUGUCAGAAUGUAAAGGCCAUUGAGUAGUGUAAGUAGGUUUUCACCACCCUGUGAACUCAAAUGUGAUAUUUUAUUGAUAUCUCUGUUAUGAGACUUGUGUGUGCAAGAAAGCACUAAAAUUUAUUUUAUAUUUUGUAUUGUUUUGAAGUUUUAAAAAGGAAAAAAAAAAAAUCUAGCAGUUGUGGUUUUGGAAAAAGAAAACUCGAGUCCUUUGAAAACAAACACCUUUGUGGAUAAAAACCUACAAAACUUAAAAAUGUAUAUCCAGAAAUAUAGACAAUCAAAACUUCAUUAUGAAUUGUUCAAGAAGCUAUCUUUAUUGUUUAUAAGAAUUGUACAUAAACAUUGCUGUUUUUUUUUUCUUUUGUUAAACAUUAUUUUGUAUUUUCUGUUGUACUUUAAUACCUUGUGUACAGAUCCAGAAAUAAAGCUCUGGAAAAAGUUUGGAGGGCAUCACAUGGUCUUCCUUUCAGGGCAGACGGAAAAGCUUUUGGUGACACAGUUACUAUGUGAACACGUACACAAUUUUACAGGCAAAUAAGUUAAACAACGGCUUUUUUCAGCAGCGGCUUCAUAAAAUGUAAAUAUCAGCGU
Menidia menidia (Atlantic silverside) is the source of this 4414-nucleotide messenger RNA. The record is from the annotation of a GenBank genome assembly. Lineage: Eukaryota; Metazoa; Chordata; Actinopteri; Atheriniformes; Atherinopsidae.